Ailuropoda melanoleuca (giant panda) is the source of this 6997-nucleotide messenger RNA. RefSeq names its product neuraminidase 3 (gene NEU3). Lineage: Eukaryota; Metazoa; Chordata; Mammalia; Carnivora; Ursidae. Gene Ontology annotation, molecular function: exo-alpha-sialidase activity. Gene Ontology annotation, biological process: ganglioside catabolic process; oligosaccharide catabolic process. The coding region runs from base 798 to 2084 and encodes 428 amino acids. Gene Ontology annotation, cellular component: membrane; intracellular membrane-bounded organelle; cytoplasm. The transcript is spliced from 3 exons. The record is from RefSeq and is a predicted model, not a curated record.
CUCCGGUCCUUUUUGCGGAGUCCUCUCUUGCGGGCCGGAACCUUUGCUUGGCUCUCAGUCUGUCCGGGGAAAUUUUGGGUGGUGAUACCUAUCAACUGACAGGCAACCCGGCAGAUAAGAGCUUGGGGCUAGGGGACUGAGGGGAGACAGGGAGCGGGAGGAAAUGGAAAGGUGAGGGGCGGAGCCAGGGAGCUGCGCGGCCGGUAGGAGCGGCCGUAGGCCCAGGGCCUGAACCAAACUCAGGGCUGCACUGGAGCGGGUGGUGGUCGGAGAAGAAAGGGCAGGUCCCCUGCAGCUUCUGGGGCGUUGCUAGACGCGAGAGACCGGAAGGGCCUCCGCGGCGGGGCCGCGAGGGGGCGGGGCGGGGUCCGGGCUGCGUCCGUCCCACGGGGCGGGGCUGAGUCUGCCGAGCGGCCAACGGCAAGUCCAACGGCCGGCGGGCUCCCGCCUCCGCCAGUCCCCGCCUCCGCCAGUCCCCGCCCCCGCUUCCCGGCCUGCUAGUCUGGGCCACCGGGGUCUGUCGGUCUCCCCGCCUCCGCGUGGUUUUGUCGCCCUGUUUCUUUCGCUUUCGUGGCUUGCUUCCGAGUCCUCCGCAGUGUCUCUCUCUCUCUCUCUGUCUCCCCCCUCCCCUGCCUCCGUCUCCCCAGCCUGGGUCAUUCUCCCGCGCUCCGGUGUCCGAGACCUGAGGGCGGCCCGGCGCCCAGCUCUGCCCCGAGAGAGAUGGAGGAGCCGGGGUCCCGCGAAGGUGAGCGGGGCUGAGGCACUGCAGAGAUCCGCAAGAAGUGGAGCGCUAGGUCAUGGAAGAAGUGACAUCGUGCUCCUUCAACAGCCCUCUGUUCCAGCAGGAAGACAAGAGAGGGGUCACCUACCGGAUCCCAGCCCUGCUCUACAUCCCCCCCGCCCACACCUUCCUGGCCUUUGCAGAGAAGCGCUCCACGAGCAAGGAUGAGGAUGCUCUCCACCUGGUCCUGAGGCGAGGGUUGAGGACUGGGCACUCAGUACAGUGGGGACCCGUGAAGCCACUGAUGGAAGCCACAUUACCUGGGCAUCGGACCAUGAACCCCUGUCCUGUAUGGGAGCAGAAGAGUGGCUGUGUGUACCUGUUCUUCAUCUGUGUGCGGGGCCACGUCACCGAGCGUCAGCAGGUCACGUCGGGCAGGAAUGCGGCCCGCCUUUGCUUCAUCUGCAGUCGAGACGCCGGCUGUUCAUGGAGCGAGGUGAGGGACCUGACUGAAGAGGUUAUUGGUGUAGAGGUGAAGCGUUGGGCCACAUUUGCUGUGGGCCCAGGUCAUGGCAUCCAGCUGCAGUCGGGAAGGCUGGUCAUCCCUGCAUAUGCCUACUACAUCCCUUACUGGUUCUUUUGCUUCCGGCUACCAUGUAAAGCCAAGCCUCAUUCCCUGAUGAUCUACAGUGACGACCUAGGGACCACCUGGAACCAUGGCAGGCUCAUUAAGCCCAUGGCAACAGUGGAGUGUGAAGUGGCAGAGGUGAUCGGGAGGGCUGGCGUCCCUGUGCUGUAUUGCAGCGCCCGGACACCAAACAGGUGCCGGGCAGAGGCUUUCAGCAUUAACCACGGUGAAUGCUUUCAGAGACCAGCCCUGAGCUCUCAGCUCUGUGAGCCCCCACACGGCUGCCAAGGCAGUGUGGUGAGUUUCCGGCCCGUGGAGAUCCUUCAAGUGUCCCAGGACCCUCAUGGCAGAGAUGCUUCUCCCAUUCAGCAGAGCCCUCUGCUGGACAGCUCCCCGAGGCUAGGGCAGGAAGCUGGACCACGGUCUGAAUCUUGGCUCUUGUACUCACACCCAACCAGUAAGAAGCGGAGGGUCAACUUAGGCAUCUACCUCAACCAGACCCCCUUGGGUGCGGCCUGCUGGUCCCGCCCAUGGGUCUUGCACUGUGGGCCCUGUGGCUACUCUGAUUUGGCCGUUUUGGAAAAGGAGGGCUUGUUUGGGUGUUUGUUUGAGUGUGGGACCAAGCGAGAGUGUGAGCAGAUUGCCUUCCGCCUCUUUACAGACCAAGAGAUCCUGAGCCACAUGCAGGAGGACUGCAGCAGCCCUGGUAAGGACUCUAAGCCAACUGAAAACUAAAAAUUGGCUUAAGACCCAAUUUUCCAUAGAAAGGAAACCACCGAAGGCAACCACAGGCAGGAUAAUGGAGGCCAGGUUAACAGAGGUUAUGGAAGUCUACGGAGAAUCCAAAAACUUAAUAUUCUGCUCUCCACCUUUUUUUCACUUCUCCUCCAAAGAGCAAAAGGAAAAUUGUGCCGUAACUACUGCAGUGGGAAGAACUGUGAGGUGGGAAGCCAUGAUGUGGUCCUGGUUGUGCCGCUGGCUUGCUUUGGGACCUUGGACGUGUCCCCUGAACUCUCUGGGCCUCAGUUCUCCAUCUGUAAAAUGAGAGGAUUGGCUCUGUGAUUUUUCUGCUUCCCAUUCCUAGGAAAGGCAGAGUGCCCGCAUGCUUCACGAUGGGCAAGUCCUGGCUGUGUGGGUCUCUGAUAGGACUGUGAUCUCCAGGUGGAGGUCAGAGGACUCAUCUUUUCCAGUGACUCACCACCCAUCCAGGUGUGAGACCACAAGCAGGUGUUCUAGCACAAAGGAAGAUCUGGAUGGUUUGUUCUGUUUUUAAUAACAAACACACCCUCACCUUCUAAUCAUGCUCAGAACUCUACAGGCUGUCUGCCCUAGAGGAAUGGACAGAACAGUAGAAUCAUGAGGUCACCUACCUUCUCCAGCUUUGCCGCUCUGCUCAAUCCUCCCUUCCUCCUCCAGAACCCUUAUUUCCUAGGGAGAAAAUGAGAAACUCAAAGCCAGUGGCCCCUGAUGAUGGCACUUAUUGUUUCUGAUGGCAUUACUCCUAUGAAAGACGUACCUGAGGUUCAUGUACCAGGGUGGUUCCUGAUGAGAAAAGGACAUGGAUUAGGACUUUAAAGCAUUGGAUAGAACUUCCCAUGGUCUCUGCCCUCAAAAAGCUCACAGUUUAUGAGGCUAGAAGUGGGAGAAAAUUCAAGAAAAUCAAUGCAGCUGGUUUGUAGAUGUUGCGCUUUAAGUUGGUGUUGUGGUAGUUCCUGAUGUCAUUGUCUUACUUGCAUCUUCACUGUGCUUGGAGUCAGCUACCCCAGGGCUUGGCCAGGCCGCUGGGUUUCCCCCAGGUCUGUUCUUCUCAAAAUAUUGUUCUGUCCUAGCCACUCCUUAUUAGGAAGGCCUCUGGACUUCAGGCCUCUGAAUCAGGCCAAUUUUUUGUACCUAUUGCAAUCACUCUUUGUGAAGUAGGGGUUCCUCUUCGUCCGAUAGGUUUGGGGCUGAAACUUGCCGGUGCUGGGUGUCUCACGUGAUUCCAGAUUGGUUGCUCUUCGUUUAGGUUCUUUCCCCUGUAGCCUCUUAUUGUAACAGAAAUUUGAUCAUGAAAGACUUGGUUUUUCUCCCUCUUUUAGGAGAAGAAAUCCCUUCAACUUGUAUCAGAUAACUAAAUUUGGUGCUGAGUAAUAGCCCUGAGAACGGGUCUUAGCUGUGGAAUACAGCCCAGGAGGCUGGGGGCUGUAGUUGCUCCUGUCAUAUGGGGGAGAGUCCUCCAGGAGGAAAGUAGAGAUUAACUUCACCUGCUUCUGCAAAUGGCUUAAGUCCAUGGCUUCAAGUGACUUUUAAAAAUUCCCUUAGCCUCUUAUUUGUUUGUGAAAGUUAUCCGCCCCGUACACGGUUAUGCUCACUCACUCACUCAUUUAUACAUUUAUCUGAAUAUUCUUGAGAGCCUGUGCAUAAUGUGAGUUGCUUUCUAUUGCCAUUCCCUGGUUGAAGAGCAUUUUGGCUCCUCAUUGCCUGCUGAAGGGGUUUACGUUUAAGCUGGCAUGUAGGGUCUUCAGUUGUUGGGUGAGAUAAAGCAUACUUACCUCUGCUUCUUUGUAUGAAGCCCACUGUCAGAGAAGAUCUCUGUCAAGUGGGCAAUGGAGGGGGUGGCAGAGUUGGUGGUACAGGGAGGAAUCGGGGAAGGGCAGCCCUGUCCUGAUUAGUAGAAGCUUCUUGUUCUGCAAAGCUUUCCUGAGCACCAUACCCCCAAUAGAUAGGAAUACCGGGGAUGGCUUCCUUCUCCAACAAGGUCUAAAGGAUGAAGAGAAUGAAAAUAGCAAGACUUCCUUGGGACCAUCCAAGAAGGGAGUCGGGGAAGGGCCCUCAGUCACAUGCCAGUGCGGACCCCAGAUGUCCAGGACCAGCACUUGAAAGAUGUCUUAUCCUUCUCUGAAUUGCCCUUCCCUUUCUCCUUCCUCUUUGCUUUAUGUUUGCUUCUCCUUAGUGAUUAGCAGUGAAACUCUUCAUAGGCAGAGGGCCUGUGUGCCUAGUUCAGUACUGGCAAGAAAAGAGGGCUGGGGACAGAGGUAAUCCAGAAUGAGGAUUAGGGAGAGAAACAGAGCUGCAGUGGCAGCUAUGAAGAAAAACAACAGCAGGGCAGGAGUCCCGGCACCCGUAAGAAGAGAGAUAACUUGGCCCAGAUAAGAGACCUAGGCUGGAGAGGCAGCGUAGGUGGUGGCUGCUGUGAAGAAGAAAUGACAACAGGCUGGACCUGUUUCCUGAAAUGUGUGGGAAGGGGCAGAGGCCCGCAUAGGCCAGAGUUUAGGCUACAGAUAAGUUCCUACCCAGCCCUGUCACUUGAAGCUGACUUAACUUGUCCAUGUUCCGGGUGGCCAACAGAGACAGCUGUAGGCACUCCCACCUUGUUUGUGCCAAUUACCCAAGGCCUUCAGGGCCCUGGGACCUAUCCCAUGACACUGGUAUCCUAACUGAGCCCGUGCCGGGCCCUUUCAGGUUGUAGAAUGAAAAAGAUAGGGAAGGUGAUGGCAGCUGUGAAGAAAAGAGGAAAGCAGACUAGAGGCAUGAGGAGAGGACUACAGUGUCCCUUUGCCCCCACAUGCUCCCACCCUGUCUUUGGACCCUUGGAAGGGAUCCAUCCAGCACACAUGGCGCCUCCCUGGGAGAGCAAGAAGCAUAGGUAGGGGCCUCCUGCUGCUGGUAUGUAUCCAGGCCCACCUCCCACCCCUUCGACCUGUUGCGUCUGCUCAGGCUCCCAAACCCCUGAUGUCCUCACUUGGCCCCUACUUUGUACUUCAGGGCCUGGUUAUUGGGUGCUUUGUUUGGAUCUGUUUCUCCCGGUCACUGGUCUCCCCUCCUGUCCUUGGGAUAUCAUGCAACUGUGGCCAUAAAUAAGAGACACUGCAACCUGUCUGUUGGGUCGCCCAGGGGACCCCCAGAGGUCAGCCUAAGGCUGCCCUACCUCCUCUCCUGAGCAGGAGGUUUCAGUACUUCCGUGAUCCAGCCGGACCCGGCUGCUCAGUCUUCAUAGGCUGUGCGUUUUCCCCACUGCAUUAUUCAGUAGGUGUCAUGUCACCCUUUCUGUGCUCCUACAGUGCCCAGUUGGGGCCUCCCUGGGGUCCUCCCCAUGGGGUGCGGUGUAUUACUGUUGUGUGUCUUGUGCCCUCGAGGCCUCUGCUAGGCUGUGGCUUCCUUGAGGCCCAAGUCUGUAUGAAUCCUCUCUCUAUCCUUUUUACCUUGAAUGACAAUGAUUUCUUUAUAAAUAUAGGCUUUUUCUGUUGUGUUCUGAAUUCCCUGACGGUAAGGACUGUGCCUGAUUUGUCUCUCUGUCCUCUGCCCCCGGCGCAGGGCCUGGGACAAAACAGACAGCAAUAAGGUUCUGCUGAAUGAACCAAGGAAUCAAAGAUCCUUGGCCUUCUGGAGUAAGUGAGGAGGCCGGGGCGAGCCCCCACACAGGGAGGACCAUGUUGCCUCCCUCUGCCGAUCGGAUAGCGUUCUGAACCCUCUGAACACAAACCCAAAAUGAGUCUUCUCUCCGCUGGCCUGCUUCCAGAUCGGUCACAGGACUUCCUGGUAAAGAGCUUUUCCCUGGCUUCAGCUGAGUCCUGCCUCGGUGUCUCAGGAUCACAGCCCAAGCCCAAAGCCAAGCCUUGAUUUUGGUUCUCAUUUCAGUGUAUUUCCCCUCUGUCGCUGAUUGGCGUUUCUGUACGUGUCCCUCCUCUAGGACUCUGGGGGCGACGCCGUGGUUCAGUGUGUUCUGAGCAUGUCUUGGCUCUGUGACACCAAGUGCCGGAAGUGCCCUUUGUACUAGAGAAACUAUCAGGACUCUCGGAAACAAGGGAGGUGAAUAAAGAGCUUAAUUCUGGUGACCCCUGUUUGUGUGUUUUGUUCCUGUUGUCACACUGGGAGGUAUCAUCCUAAUACUUAUAUCUGCUUUGUACCCAACUUCUUUCAAAAAAUGGAUUUGAGGCCUUUUCUUGUUUUGUAUAAGAACUUUUACUUGCAGAAAGCUUUAUUAAUAAUAAUCUUUCGUCCUUUGACACAUUGUCAUUGGAGCACCAUUAGUUGCCAAUUAAGGGAAGCUGGGCGGAGAUGACCAGGACUGGUUAGAUUGGGUGCUACUGAUUUGAUGGCAUAUUACACACGAGCUAGUAAGUGAUUAAGUGGGGCCGCUGGGAUACACAGAAUCACCCCGUCUGGUACCAGCCCCGGGGCUUGUCAGGGCAUGUCUUCUUUCUUUUUGCAAAACACCCUGAAAUUGUUCCCAAAUCGUAGCUGGCGAGGCCGCAAAUACUUACCUCAGUGACAUGGGGUGAUAGCUUUAACUCACGAUUUUUACUUGACUUUGUACUCUGCUUUCUUAAAUUGACUGUUGAGAAGUUUUGAAUGGGCAUCUCUUUCAUCAUAACACUGAGUCAUGUAAUGAUGAAAGAAUCAAUGUACAGAACUGCUAAUUUUCCUCCUAAAAAUAGUUAUAAUAAUAAUAAUUAUUGAUAUGACAUUUUAAAAAAUCCAGUGAUCUAUUUUUUUGUGUGUGUUUUGUUGGAUUGCUUAAUAUCUAGGAACCUUUGGGCUUGAGAGGAAUAUGCACUAUUAUGUAAAUUUCAAUGCUCAAUUUAUUUUUUAAAGAUUUUAUUUAUUUAUUUGAGAGAGAAAGAGCGUGCAAAAGAACACAAGCAGGGGGAGUGCUGGAGGGAGAGGGA